Sorex araneus (European shrew) is the source of this 3455-nucleotide messenger RNA. It is a transcript of the gene MAN1C1, whose product is annotated as mannosidase alpha class 1C member 1. Gene Ontology annotation, biological process: N-glycan processing; carbohydrate metabolic process. The transcript has 12 exons. Gene Ontology annotation, molecular function: calcium ion binding; mannosyl-oligosaccharide 1,2-alpha-mannosidase activity. The coding region runs from base 888 to 2792 and encodes 634 amino acids. The record is from RefSeq and is a predicted model, not a curated record. Gene Ontology annotation, cellular component: Golgi membrane; endoplasmic reticulum; extracellular exosome. Lineage: Eukaryota; Metazoa; Chordata; Mammalia; Eulipotyphla; Soricidae.
GCGGCGGCGGCGGCGGCGGCAGCGGCGGCGGCGGCGGCGGCGGCUCAGCCUGCGGCGGCCGCUGCUAGGACGCCAGCUGCAGCGGGGGAGGCGCAGCCGGGGCGCCGGGAACAGGUGAUCCCCGCGGGAACCCGGAGCCCUGGCGAGUUGACGGGGCGGGACGCAGCUGCAGCCGCCUCGCCGCGGCUCGUCGUGGACCGCGCGGGGCUCGGGACCCGGGCUCGAGGAUUCCCCUCGGCUCCCGGGGGGUCCCCUCGGAGGAAGACCCCCACCCACCCCUGCUGCCCCGCGCAGGCUCACGAGUGCCUGCCGCGGGCUCCCCGGCCUCUCCGCGCUCCGCUCGGCGGCGAAGCAAAGUUGUGGACGUGUCCUGGGGGCCGAGCCCGGGCGCUGUCGCGACCCGGCGGGGGUCAGCGCGCUCUCCGAGAGGAGCGGACACGCCAGCCCCGCCGCCGCCUCGCCCCCCCCGAGCCAGCCUUCUCCGGCAGCUGCUCCCGCGGCGGAAACUUUGGGCCGGGGGCGCCGAGGCCUGCGGCCCCUCGGCGCCCACCGGCAUGUGAGAGCCCGGCGGCCGCCGCAGCGCGGGAAGGCGCGGGGCCCGCGGGCGCCGGCCGGAGCCAGGGCUGCAGCGCGCGGCCGGGGCUUGCGGGCCCGGGCCCUGAGCGGUUCUGCCCGACCCGCCCGGGCCCCGCGGGGGCCGUUGCGCUCCAACCCGGGCGCGGGAGGACUCGCUGCAAACUCCCUGAACUUCAGGGACAGGCCCCCAAGCGGCGAAACUCUCAGGGACCCCCCUCCCCGCCAGCGGCGCCCCUCGACGCCCUCCCUUGGCCCCGGCCCCGGCUGACAAGUGCCCGAGCGCACUGGCCCGCACCGGAUAGCCGGCCACGAUGCUCAUGAGGAAGGUGCCGGGCUUCGUGCCGGCCUCCCCGUGGGGGCUGCGGCUGCCGCAGAAGUUCCUUUUCCUGCUCUUCCUCUCGGGCCUCGUCACCCUGUGCUUCGGGGCCCUCUUCCUCCUGCCGAACUCCUCUCGCCUCAAGCGCCUCUUCCUGGCCUCCCGGACCCAGCAGCCCGCCCUGGAGGUGGUGGCCGAAGUCUCCGGCCACCCCCUGGCCCGCGCGCAGGAGUCGCCCCCCAACCCAGCGCCCGCUGUCCCGGCCCCAGGCGAGGGGGAGCCCCGCAGCCAAGUCGGUGGCCGGCGCAGGAAAGGGUGGCUGCGACGCACCACGCUGCCCACCCGGGCCCGGGAAGAGGCCACGGCGGCGCGGAGCAGCGGCCUCACGGCGCCCAGAGCCCAGGAGCAGAGCGUCCCGUUUAGCUUUGAUUUCAACGCGUUCCGGGGCCGUCUCCGCCACCCGGUCCUGGGGACCAAGGCCGACAAGAGCCAGGAGUCCCAGAGCCUAGUUAGAAGCCAGCGGGAGAAGAUCAAGGAGAUGAUGCAGUUCGCCUGGCAGAACUACAAGCGCUAUGCAAUGGGGAAAAACGAGCUCCGGCCACUCACGAAGGACGGCUACGAGGGCAGCAUGUUCGGAGGCCUCAACGGGGCCACAGUCAUCGACUCCCUGGACACCCUGUACCUUAUGGAGCUGAAAGAGGAAUUCCAGGAGGCCAAGGCCUGGGUUGAGGAGAGCUUCCACCUGAACGUGAGUGGAGAAGCCUCUUUGUUCGAGGUGAACAUCCGGUACGUCGGGGGACUCCUCUCAGCCUUCUAUCUGACAGGAGAAGAGGUGUUUCGGGUGAAGGCCAUCAAGCUCGGAGAGAAGCUCCUGCCGGCCUUCAACACCCCCACGGGCAUCCCCAAGGGUGUGGUGAACUUCAAAAGCGGCUCCAACAGGAGCUGGGGCUGGGCCAUGCUGGGGAGCAGCAGCAUCCUGGCGGAAUUCGGGUCCCUCCACUUGGAGUUCCUACACCUCACCGAGCUCUCUGGCAACCCCGUCUUCGCUGAAAAGGUCAGGAACAUCCGGAAGGUCCUUAAGAAGAUCGACAAGCCCUUCGGCCUCUACCCCAACUUCCUCAGCCCAGUGAGCGGAAACUGGAUGCAGCACCACGUCUCGGUUGGAGGACUCGGGGACAGUUUUUAUGAAUAUUUGAUCAAAUCCUGGUUGAUGUCGGCCAAGACAGAUACAGAGGCUAAAGAUAUGUACUACGAAGCCUUGGAGGCGAUAGAAACCCACUUGCUGAAUGUCUCUCCCGGGGGGCUGACCUACAUUGCUGAGUGGCGAGGGGGGAUUCUGGACCACAAGAUGGGGCACCUGGCCUGUUUCUCCGGGGGCAUGAUCGCCCUCGGCGCUGACGAUGCCAAGGAAGAAAAGAGGGCCCACUACCGAGAACUCGCAGCCCAGAUCACCAAGACGUGCCACGAGUCGUACGUGCGCUCAGAUACCAAACUCGGACCCGAGGCUUUCUGGUUUAACUCUGGCAGGGAGGCGGUAGCCACGCAGCUGAGUGAGAGUUACUACAUCCUGCGACCAGAGGUGGUGGAGAGCUACAUGUACCUGUGGCGGCAGACCCAUGACCCCAUCUACAGGGAGUGGGGCUGGGAAGUGGUGAUGGCCUUGGAGAAGCACUGUAGAACGGACGCCGGCUACUCAGGCAUCCAGGAUGUGUACAGCAGCAUCCCCAACCAUGACAACAAGCAGCAGACCUUCUUCCUGGCAGAGACGCUAAAGUACCUCUAUCUUCUGUUCUCUGAAGAUGACGUGCUCUCCCUGGAGGACUGGGUCUUCAACACAGAGGCACACCCGCUCCCCGUGAGCCACAUGGACAGUGCCAGCAGGCCAGGGACCCGGCUCUGACAGGCUCCUGCUGCCCGGCCGCUUCAGGAUUCGGGGCUGUUCUCAAAGGGAUUGAGAACGCCACCCCCUCCCAGGCAGACCCUGGGCAGAUGUGUUGGACAAGCAACUUCUUUUCCUCUGUGAGGAGAUAGGACUUGGAGACGCAGUGAUGUCACACCAGGCCCAGACCUUCCUUUCUACGGAAAAUUUCUAUGAAACUCAAUUGUCAUUCCAGGGCCAAAGGACCGGAGGUUUGCAUACGACCCUGAGUAUUUUAUUUCCUUCAUUUUAUUUUUUUGGGGAUGGGGUUUUCUUGGUUUGGUUUUUGGUUUUGUUGUUGUUGUUGUUGUUGGUUUUCUUUCUUUUUUGCUUGAUUUUGCCUUUUCUCUGCAGUUGUGUUUUAUUACACAUUAUAGUUUUCAGUAUCAUGUGCUUCCAAAAUGGUGUCAUCAUGAUAAACUAAAUCUUAAGGUGUAUACAUAUACAGAACCCCUGGCCCCGUCUUCUAUAUUUUAAAUACCUUUUACCCAGCAUUUACUCUAUGUUCAACUCUAUCAUUUACCUUAUAAUUUGAAGAGAAGUACCCCUUUGAUUUGGGCUUACGUGUUAAGAGCUAGUGCUAUUUUCAUUAUUGUAAUGGAAAAAUCUGUAAACUUACAAUAAAAGAAUUUAUUGAAUAAGAAA